Messenger RNA from Papilio machaon (common yellow swallowtail), 1608 nucleotides. Its product is annotated as monocarboxylate transporter 3. Gene Ontology annotation, biological process: monocarboxylic acid transport; transmembrane transport. NCBI's taxonomy places the organism in Eukaryota, Metazoa, Arthropoda, Insecta, Lepidoptera, Papilionidae. The transcript has 8 exons. The record is from RefSeq and is a predicted model, not a curated record. The coding region runs from base 202 to 1569 and encodes 455 amino acids. Gene Ontology annotation, molecular function: monocarboxylic acid transmembrane transporter activity.
CACGGGCGCAAAGUCGCGGGCACCAACUAGUAAAUAUGACGUAGUUUAUUAUCAGUCGCAGUACAACGCAAAUAUACAAGUGAACAAAGAAAAGUUAUCGCCUCACGUGUGCCAUUUAUAGUAUACAAUGCUUUAUCUAGUACAUCCGGAUAUUUAGUUGAACUGUACAUUGUGUGUAUCAGAGUAGUAAGGAACAUCACUAUGGUGACUGGUGGUCGUGUUGAAAAAAAUAAAAUGGAAAUUAAUGAUAGUGAGGAUAUUGCUGAUAAUAAUAAAUGGGGAUACGUUGUUUGUUUUGGCACAAUCAUAACAUUUAUUGCAGGAAUUGGUCAUGUGAAUUCGUUUGGACUUAUUUAUAAUGAUUUCAUUAUUGAAACAAACUCUACGGCAAAGUCAUUGACCACCGCACAUGGAGUGUUCGCCAUAAUGCUCGCUAUUGGAGGACUAGUCCUCAAUAUGAUAAUUAAAAAACGCUCUUUAAGAUUUGGUGGAUUACUAGGAGCAUUUACAUUAUCAGUUGGAUCAUUAUUAACAAUAUUAAUAACAAAUACUAACCAACUGCCCAUAACAUUUGGAGUUCUGCAAGGCGUUGGUUUCGGAAUGAUGGUGCCGGUUUGUUAUUCAACAUUAAAUUAUUAUUACGUCAAGAGAAGAACGCAAGUAAUGAGUGGUAUAAAAGCACUGCAAGGAUUUAUUCUAAUGUGGUAUCCACAAUUGAUAAAGCUGUUUAUGACAGAAUACGGAUUCAGAGGGACAUUGUUAAUAAUAUCAGGAAUAUCGUUGCACGGCUUACCAGGGAUGGCUGUAAUGAGGCCUAAGCCAUUAAGAAAUUUCCGAACCGCAAAAGACACCAAGAAUGUUGGUGAACAAGAAGAUUUAUUGAAUGUUGAAAAUGGAAAGUUAAACGCGCUAAAACUAAAUGAUAAUAAAACUGAAAACCAAAGAGACAACGGCAAAAUAAAAGAAAUUAGACACGAAUUGUGGAAAUUACUCAAUAUAAAAGUGUUAAGAGAUCCAGUUUUCUACAACAUUUGUGUGGGACAGAGUUUUGUGAGCUUCUCUGAUCUGACAUUCUUCAUUUUGCUGCCGAUGCUUUUGUUUCAGUACAAAUACACUGCGACUCAAGUGGCAACAUGCGUAUCUAUCACCGCGGCUGCUGACGUCGCUGGCCGCUGCAUCCUCGCAGUGAUCAGCAGUAUUAUUAAUAUUAAUACAAGACUUCUCUAUUACAUAGCCACGUUCUUCACACUUAUAGUACGGAUAGUAAUGCUGCAGCUCCAUGAGUUCGUUUAUAUCGCUGUUGUUACGGGUAUACUGGGCGUACUCCGCGCGUGGCUGCACGUUGCCAGCCCGUUGGUGAUAGCGAGUCAUGUACCUCAUGGCGACUUCCCCGGCGCUUACGCUCUAAGCAUGUUAGCCGCUGGAAUAGUGAACGUUGUCUUUGCACCGUUUAUAGGUUUGGUCAAGGAUGAAUAUGAAGACUACGUUCCGGCAUUUUAUGCUUUAGUGGCAUGUUGUACUCCUUGUUUGGUAUUCUGGCCAAUAGAAUAUUUGAUGACUAAAAAAUAAGGUGUCUAAACUUAAUGAAUUUACUAUCAGUAUUACGAG